Stylonychia lemnae is the source of this 2565-nucleotide messenger RNA. NCBI's taxonomy places the organism in Eukaryota, Ciliophora, Spirotrichea, Sporadotrichida, Oxytrichidae. The record is from the annotation of a GenBank genome assembly.
AUGCUUGACUCAAGAUUGAAUAAUUCAUUCUCAAAUGGUACUACUCCUACCAUGUUGAAACAUAGAUGGAACAAGAUAUUCUAGCCUUUGGUUCAAAAUACCAAUCAAAAUCUUGAAGGACUGCCAUCUCAUAGAGGAUUACAUUAGAGUUACGUUGAUCAAUGCCACUUAAUGAGAGAACUCUAAGAGCAGAAAAUUCUCAUUAAUCAUUACGAGAAGCAAUUAUUCACUAAUAAUAUAUCUAAAUCGCACAAUUCUAGACAGCCUAUGCAAGGAGGAAAAAAAUCCUACGCUUCAAAGAAUAUUUAGGAUUCAGAACUUGACUUGAAGGAUUUCGAGCAAGAAGAACCAGCAAGGAACUAAACUAGCAUAAAAAAGAAGAAGAAAGUUGAUUUUAUGUAGGAUAUUGACUAAUCACCUGAGUUGAGAAAGAAGUCUUUUGGAACUAACCUAGAACUUAAACCAAAACCAACAAUUUUAUCAUCUAAUGACAAAUCUAUCGGAGAUGACUUAUAAUUUCACUCCACUUAAAUUACCUCACUCAAGACUGAGUACGACAAGUAGAGACUUGAGCAAGAUGAAAGAAUUAACACUAUAGAAGUUGAAGUCUAAAGAAUGCUUAAGUAUGUACUAAAAACUGAGCAGAAUCACUCAUCCAAGAUUGACAAUUAAGCAAGUGAAUUGAAUCUGCUAAAGAGCUAGUUUUCUAAUCUUACUAUGAAAUUUAACGAGUUACAAUCAGAGCAUACUCUUCUUCUAAAUAGCAACAAGAAUAUAAAAAUACCAGAUUACAAUGUUCUCUAGCAAAAGCUAUUAGAAGAACUUGGAACUUUUAAAACUCAACUAAGUACUAGAGUCAACAGUAUGAAUGAAUACUCGCUGCAAAAAUACAACAAAAUAAAGGAAACAUUGACUCAGGAUGUGGAUGAUUUUACAAAAUUGUAAUAAGAAAAAAUUAAUUAGACUAUUAAGAAUAUAAAUACAGGGGAUGAAGUGUAAUUCGUGAGACAAUAAGACUAAUUGAAAGAAUUGUAGAAAGAGAUUGAUUAUUUUAAGGAUAUGCUUAUUGGAGGGAUUGAUACAGCUUUAUAAGGGGAACAAAUAAAGUAGAGUAUGAUUGAUAAAAUGUUGGAUAUGAUAAAAGUCAACUAAGUUGAGAUUUAGAAUCAUUCUUAGGUAAAUGUAGAACACUAGGAUUAAAUAGCCGAGGCAGUUUUGAAUUUAAAACAAGGUAUGGAAUAAGAAUUAGAACAUUAUCGUGAAGAAUCAGAAAAUAAAUAUUUAGAUAUCUUGAGCUAAAAUAAACUAUUAGAAAUUUAACUUGAAGAAAUCAGAACUAAUUUCUUGGAAAUAAAAAGAGAAUAAAUAGAUAAGAAAGUCAUAGAGCCCCAGCAUGAAAAGACAUCUACUGGUGGAAUAGAAACUGAAUAAAGUUUGAAAUUUUAAAAUGCAAAAAGUAUGCUUCCUUUCGAAUAAAGAGUGAGUCGAUUUAAUGCUAAUACUAGUGAUGUUGAUGUGUAUUUAUAAGCUGCAAGAUAAAGGAAAAGACUUAGAGAUUAUACAUUUGACGAGACUAUUAGGAAAAGUAGAUUCCUUAAUACUUAGGAGGGGUUUGAAUUUGAUGAGUUACAUUAUAAGUUUGAGGAAAAUACUAUUAGAUACUAUUCCUAGCAAAGAGAAGGGAUGAAUAACUCCUUGGAUCGAGAUUAUAACGAUAGUUUUAACUUUUUAUAAGGUGGAAGAAGUUAGUAAUAGAUAUUGAAGCAAUAGAAGAAGCAACAGCAGGAAUUAAAAAAGCAAACUCAGUAAUAGAAUCAAAAGAUUUAGUCACCAGAAUACUUGAUAAGCUUUAAUAAAGAAGGAGAACUUUCACCCUCACCUGUGGCAGAUAAGGUUAGGCUUAUUACAUCUAGAGAUAACCCUCUCACCAUGUCCUAGCUAAACGAUGAGCAAUAAUAAUUCUCUUAGAAUGGUAAUUCUCACUAAAAAUAAUAAAAAAUUACGGAUAACUAAAACUAGAACAUAAGGACCAGUUUUCAUGAGGAAUUCAUAAAACUUGGAUCAAAGAAUUAAUCAAAAAUCAGAUCGCCUAAUUAGAAAGUGAGAAAUAAUGGAAGAAACUAAUAAAAAAUCCCAUCAGCAGAAAGAUAUCAGAAAGAGGAUGUUGAGUAAUAAAAUUCACCUUUAAAGUAGAACUAUUUUUAUAUGAAGACAAGUGCUGCAAAGGAUUCUGGAUUUAAAAAUUCAAUAUAAAACUCUUCAAAUUUGAAAAAUCACUCAACAUAGUUGGAAGAACCAAUAUUUUAGCAUGCAAGAUAGUCGAGAAAUUCAUAAAGAGAUAAAAACUAAGAUUAUGAUAAUGAUGAGAGAAAAUAUGAUUUUGGAAUCUAAUAAUUUGAGGAUGGCGAAAUUAUUUACAAUGAAGGCUAGGAUAACAGAGAGAAUUUUGAGUCAAGUAAAGAUCAUAGAUUUACUUUGGGUUCAUCAGUGAUGGAUCAAUCUCAAAAUAAAUAAAAUUAUCUGCAGAAUCAGUAUAUGAAGACUCCAAGUUUCAGAUUAGAUUGA